ACGCUGGAACGGAUCGGGAAGCAAAACUUUUUCUUAAGUUUCAGGAGGUUAUCCGAGAAUCAGAGCAGCCGUGGCCGAGCUGCGGAGGAUAAUACGGGAUUGGGACCUAACGCAACACUUCCCGGCUGUCUUUAUGAAAAAGUCCCUAUCGAUUUUGGAGGCUUUAUUUUUAUGUGAACUUUAUAAAGGAUGUAUUUCUACUAAAAGCCCAACUUGAAACGUUGGAAGUUUUUCACCAAAAUGGAAGCCAAUAUUCAAUGGAUUAUUUUGUCAUUUUUAUUGUUUAUGCACAUUUGUGAGGGGUCCCGCUGCGGGGAUAAAUACAGAUCUUGUGAAAAUGGAGGGACAUGCUUAGAUUCACCUUCUCGGUGCAUAUGUCGUCUGGGAUUCAUUGGUCCUCUCUGUCAACACCUGGAUCCCUGUCAUCGAUCGCCAUGUCUGAACGGAGCAGCUUGCAAGAGCCAGGUGGUCAACGGUAUCCCGCAAUUCACCUGUGUGUGCCAGAGAGGUUUCAGAGGCCAAGACUGCUCCCUCAUUGAUGCCUGCGCCACAAGCCCCUGUGCCAACGGGGCCCGUUGUGCAAAUUGGAAUAACCACUACAACUGUUCCUGCCCACCUGGCUUCCAGGGAAAGAACUGCCGCAACGACAUUGAUGAGUGUCGCAAGCCCGGCGCGUGCCUGAAUGCCGGCCUCUGCAUUAACACCCACGGGUCCUUCCGCUGUCAGUGCCAACCUGGUUACAGUGGACGCACAUGUGAAGUGUCCACCCUUCCCUGUGCCCCGUCUCAGUGCCUUAACGGGGGCACCUGUCGUCAGACCAGCGACCAUUCUUACGAAUGUGCUUGCCUGCCAGGGUUUGAGGGGCACAACUGUGAGAAUAAUGUCGAUGACUGUCCAGGUCACAAGUGCAUGAAUGGGGGAAUAUGUGUGGAUGGAGUCAACACCUACAAUUGCCAGUGCCCACCAGAAUGGACAGGACAAUACUGUGCUGAGGAUGUCAACGAGUGUCUUAUGCAACCCAAUGCCUGCCACAAUGGGGGCACGUGCUUCAACACCAUCGGGGGUCAUACCUGUGUCUGUGUCAACGGUUGGACCGGAGAUGACUGCAGCGAGAACAUCGAUGACUGUGCCAUAGCCGUCUGCUUCAACGGUGCCACCUGCCAUGACCGCGUGGCAUCCUUCUUUUGCGAGUGCCCGGUUGGAAAGACAGGUUUGCUGUGCCACCUCGAUGAUGCUUGUGUGAGUAACCCUUGCAACGAGGGGGCAGUGUGCGACACCAACCCCCUUAAUGGCCGCGCCAUUUGCACAUGUCCCGCCGGCUUUGUGGGAGGUGCCUGCAACCAGGAUAUGGAUGAGUGUUCCAUUGGUGCCAACCCAUGUGAGCAUUUUGGCAAAUGCGUGAACACAGAGGGCUCCUUCCAGUGUCAGUGCGGCCGGGGAUAUGCAGGCCCGCGAUGCGAGAUUGACAUCAACGAAUGCCUGUCCAUGCCCUGCCAGAACGAUGCCACUUGCCUGGACCGCAUUGGAGAGUUCACCUGCAUCUGUAUGCCAGGUUACUCGGGGACUUACUGCGAGGUUGAUAUCGACGACUGUGAGAGUAACCCGUGUGUGAACGAUGGCAUCUGCCGGGACAUGGUCAACGGCUUCACAUGUACCUGCCAAGCAGGGUUUACUGCCACCAUGUGUCAGAUCGACAUAGAUGAAUGCGCCAGCACGCCCUGCCAGAAUGGAGCGAAAUGCUACGACCGGCCCAACGGCUUUGAGUGCCGCUGUGCUGAAGGUUAUGAAGGGACACUCUGUGAAAGUAAUAUCAACAACUGUCAGCCCGACCCAUGCCACCAUGGUACUUGCAUUGACGGCAUCGCCAGCUACACCUGUAACUGUGACGCUGGCUACACGGGCUAUCGCUGUGAGAACCAGCUCAACGAGUGCCACAGCAACCCUUGUCAGAACGGGGGCAAGUGUGUGGACCUGGUCAACAAGUACAUCUGCCAGUGCCAACAUGGAACCUCUGGCACGAAUUGUGAAAACAACUUUGAUGAUUGUGCCAGUAACCCAUGUGACUAUGGCAUCUGCAAAGAUGGCAUAAACCGCUACGACUGCGUUUGCAAACCUGGCUUCACCGGCUCCAAGUGUAAUGUGGAAAUAGACGAGUGUGCAUCUGGCCCCUGUAGAAAUGGUGGGACGUGUGUGGAUGAAGAGAAUGGAUUUCACUGCCAGUGUCCAGAAGGCUUUAAGCCCCCUUACUGUUACUCCCAGGUGGACGAAUGUGGCAGCAGCCCAUGUGUCCAUGGCUCAUGCAGGGAUGACAUCAACGGUUAUCGCUGUGACUGUGAGCCCGGAUGGGUGGGGAAGAACUGUGACCUGGACAGGAACGAUUGUUUGCCGAGUCCCUGCCAGAAUGCUGGCACGUGCAUUGACCAGCUCAAUGGCUUCACCUGCAAGUGCCGCCAAGGCUUUAGAGGUAACCUCUGCCAGGUGAACAUCAACGAAUGUGCAUCAAGUCCCUGCCUGAACAAGGGCAGCUGUGUGGAUGGUGUGGCCAGUUUCACCUGUCUUUGUGAGCUUCCAUACAGCGGACCCACUUGUGCGGAGGUCCUCACCCCUUGUUCCCCCAACCCAUGUGCCAAUCAUGCUCUCUGCACACACACACCAGACUACUUGGGCUAUCAAUGUAACUGCCAGUCGGGUUGGCAAGGUCAGUUGUGCAAUGUUGAUGUAAAUGAAUGCAUCUCAAACCCUUGCAAGAACCUUGGGACCUGCACCAACAAACUUGGAGGGUUUGUGUGCUCCUGCAGAGCUGGAUUUACUGGGCUGAUGUGUGAAACAGACGUCAAUGACUGUUCACCUAAUCCAUGUCUUAGUGGAGGGUCCUGCAGAGAUGGUGUGAACUCCUUCUACUGUAGCUGUCUGGCAGGAUUCACUGGGCCCCGCUGUGCUUUAGAAAUCAACGAAUGCCAGAACUCCCCCUGCAAAAAUGGAGCCACAUGCACAGACUUUGUUAACUCCUACACCUGCACCUGUAGGCCUGGCUUUACAGGAAUGCACUGUGAAACCAACAUCCCUGAUUGCACUGAAAGCUCUUGCUUCAACGGAGGGACGUGCACGGAUAAAAUCAAUGGCUAUUCUUGUACCUGCCGCUCAGGCUUCACUGGCUCCCACUGCCAAUACGAGGUCAAUGAGUGUGACUCCCAGCCCUGCCUCAACGGAGGCAUCUGUCAAGACGCCCUGGAGUCCUUCCGUUGCUCUUGCCCUAAGGGUUACACUGGUACCCGCUGCCAGACACCAGUCGACUGGUGCAGACGCUCAUCUUCCUGCCAAAAUGGAGGACGCUGUCGCCAAAAGGAUGCCUCCUUCAUCUGUGACUGUAAUAACGGCUGGUCUGGACGUUACUGUGACAUCUCCAGGGUCUCUUGUGAGAUAGCUGCUCGCCAUAGAGGGCUCCAGACAGAUGAGCUAUGCCACCAUGGGGGUCACUGUGUCAACACCGGGAAUGCCCACUAUUGUAAAUGUCCUGCUGACUACACCGGAAGCUAUUGUGAAAGCCAAGUGGAUCACUGUGAAGACAAACCCUGUCGCAAUGGCGCCACCUGCAGGGGAUAUGUGGGAGGGUAUCAGUGUGACUGUAUGCCAGGCUUUACUGGACAGAACUGUGAGAUGGAGAUCAAUGAGUGCGAGUCUCAUCCUUGCCAAAACGGAGGCACUUGCAUUGAUCUGGUGGGACAUUACAUCUGCUCCUGCCCCCCUGGCACACUGGGUGUUCUAUGCGAGAUCAAUGAAGAUGACUGUGCCCCACCUCUGAGAGUGCGCAGUGCCCCCCCUAAGUGCCUGAACAAUGGCACCUGUGUGGACAGAGUGGGUGGAUAUCGCUGCAAUUGUCCCCCUGGAUUCACAGGAGAAAGAUGUGAGGGAGACAUAAAUGAGUGUCUCUCUAACCCCUGCAGUCCCUCCAACAGUCUUGACUGCAUCCAGUUGCCCAAUGACUACCAAUGUGUUUGCAAGCCUGGAUUCACAGGCCGGAAGUGUCAGAGCAGGUUUAGUGUGUGUGAGUCUCAGCCUUGUCAGAGCGGUGGAGUGUGUUCGGUUGCCAGCAGCUCUGCCAUGGGAUACACUUGCACAUGUCAGCUUGGUUAUGCUGGGCCCAAUUGUGAAAGAAGCAUGUCCUGCCGGGAGCUACCCUGCUAUAAUGGAGGUAGCUGUGCACACACCCCGAGGGGGGCGCGUUGCACCUGCCUGCAGGGCUACGGCGGGCCCCAGUGUCAGCAUCGCAGCAAUGAAGGCUGCUCUUCCCAGCCCUGCCGCAACGGAGGGUUGUGCACUGAAGAGACCAGCUUCCCUUUCUUCCACUGCCAGUGUCCCAGUGGCUGGACAGGAAAGCGGUGCGAGCAGAGCAGUAGAUCCAUUGAGGAUCACAUACCGUCCUGCCCUCUUGCUGACUGCCAUAGCAAAGCCAACGAUGGUGUUUGCGACAAGGAAUGCAACACGUUCCUUUGUCGCUGGGACGGCGGUGACUGCUCUCUAGCAGUGAAUCCCUGGGCUCGUUGUGCAGACUGUUGGCAGGUCUUCAACAACAGCCAGUGCGACGAGUCCUGCAACAACGUCGACUGUCUUUAUGACAAUUUUGACUGCAAAAAGAAGGAGAAGGUUUGCAAUCCAAUAUAUGAAGCCUACUGUAUAGACCACUACGCCGAUGGGAAGUGUGACCAGGGCUGCAACACAGAGGAAUGUGGCUGGGAUGGCUUGGACUGCGCUGCAAAGGUUCCUGAAGAACUUGCUGAUGGUGUCUUGGUUUUGGUAGUCCUACUGCCUCCAGAGGAGCUUCUUCGCACAAGCACAGCCUUUCUGCAGAAAUUAAGUGCAAUCCUGCACACAACACUGCGCUUCCGCCUGGACCACAACGGAGAAGCCAUGAUACGCCCUUACACGCGCAAAGAGGCGCGUCUCAAGCGGGAGUUGCAGCCUCACCAGGAAGUCAUUGGCUCAAUAGUUUACCUGGAAAUAGACAACCGUCUGUGCUCUCAGGGCUUGGAGGGCUGUUUCCCCUCAGCGUUCAGCGCUGCAGACUACUUGGGUGCUCUGUCAGCUGUAGAAAUGCUGCGCUUUCCUUACCCCCUCAAAGAAGCUCGUGGGGAAAAGAUUAUUGAUCCUGACCCCAUACCUCAAUGGGGCAAGCUGAUGCUGGUGGGGAUAGCUUCUCUCUUCCUUUUGGUUAUCCUUGUGAUAGGCAUGUUGAUUGCUCGUAGAAAGAGAGAACACAGUACCCUUUGGUUCCCUGAGGGCUUCUUCCCAAAGAAGGAACCCAGCAGCAACAAGAACCGCAGGGAACCCGUGGGCCAGGAUGCUCUGGGAAUGAAACACAUGCCAAAAACAGUGGAGGAAUCUCUCCUUGGAGAUCACAGUGAACAGUGGAUGGACUCAGACUGCCCGGAGCCAAAAAGGCUUAAGGUUGAGGAACCGAGUUUGCUCUCAGACUGCGAAGAUGCAGUGGACAGCAGGCAGUGGACUCAGCAUCACCUCGCAGCCGCAGACAUCCGCGUGCCGCCCACCAUGGCCCUCACCCCACCCCAAGGAGAAUUUGAAAGCGACUGCAUGGAUGUUAAUGUCCGAGGCCCAGAUGGUUUUACACCACUGAUGCUGGCUUCAUUCUGCGGAGGAGGCCUGGAGCCCGAGAUAGCAGAGGAGGAGGAGAGCGAGGAGUGUUCGGCCAACAUCAUCUCCGACCUAAUCUACCAGGGAGCCUCCCUUGCUGCCCAAACAGACCGCACCGGUGAGACAGCGCUCCACCUGGCUGCUCGCUACGCCCGCGCCGAUGCUGCUAAGAGGCUGCUGGAUGCCGGGGCGGAUGCCAACGCUCAAGAUAACACGGGACGUACACCGCUACAUGCUGCGGUGGCUGCAGAUGCACAGGGUGUCUUCCAGAUUCUGAUCCGAAAUCGGGCUACGGAUCUUGAUUCCCGUAUGUAUGAUGGCUCUACUGCACUGAUCCUGGCAGCACGGCUGGCGGUAGAGGGCAUGGUAGAGGAGCUCAUUACUUGUCACGCUGAUGUCAAUGCAGUAGAUGAAUUGGGUAAAUCCUCCUUGCAUUGGGCUGCUGCCGUGAACAAUGUGGAGGCCACCGUUGCCCUACUGAAGAAUAGCGCAAACAAAGACAUGCAAGAUCUGAAGGAAGAGACACCUCUGUUCCUUGCAGCCCGUGAGGGCAGCUGUGAGGCUGUGAAGGUGCUGCUGGCUCACUUUGCAAACAGAGAGAUCACAGACCAUAUGGACAGAUUGCCAAGGGACAUUGCUCAGGAGCGUAUGCACCAUGACAUCGUGCAGCUUCUUGAUGAGUACAACACAGUAAGGAGUCCCCAGGGCCAUGGAGGGGCUGGACACCACCUGCCUGGAGUACACACUCUGUCUCCGCUCAUGUGCCCUCCCAGCGCCUUCCUACCUAGUCUGAAAAACACCCCACAGGGCAAGAAGAACCGUCGGCCUGGGGCCAAGGGUUCAAGCCUGGCAGGCCAACAUGCUAACAGUCUGAAGGAGUCAGUCAAGGCCCGUAAUAAGAAGCUGACCUUGGACAUGCAGAGCGCCUUACUGGAGAGCUCAGUUACCUUGUCUCCGGUCGACUCACUGGACUCACCCCACGGGGGAGCUAGCAACGCUGGCUACAUAACCAACCCCACUUCUCCUGUGGCCAUGCAGUCACCAGGGCUCUUCCACUCCUCCAUGUCUGUACCAAACACCCCGAUGGUACACAGCAGCAUGUUGGAGGGAGGUGGCCCCUUUGCUGUGUCUCUAGCACAACUCAACGACCUGGGAGCAAUGUCCCUGCAGGGACGCGUCUCCAUGGCUUCAGAUGUCAACCACGGCUAUGUGCUGAGUUCGGGCCAAAUGGGGCUGAACAUGGGCUUGGUCAGUCCUGUGAGCGUACCCUUUGACUGGCACAGCAGGAUGCCCUCCUCCCAGUGUGGUCAGCAGGUGGUCAGUCUUGUGCAGAGUGGCCAGGCAGGCAUGCACCCACAGAGCCCAGCCAUGCAGCAGCAGAACAUGCUGAUGCACCAGCAGCUCUACCGUAAUGCCAUGCUGCAGCCUACACCUGUUACCUCCACACCUACAAUCAGCCCGGUCAAGCUGCCCUCCAUUGCUGAGCAACAGCAGCAGCAGCAGCAGCAGCAGCAGCAACAGCAGCAGCAGCAACAGCAGCAUCUCAUGAACCACACCAUCAACAACCAACAGAGCAUGGCCCGCAUGGGCACCUCCACCCCACCAACACCCCAGACCUCCCAGCAGCCACCAUCCUUCUUCCAGCAGCAGCAGCAGCAGCAGAUGCCCCAACAACCUCCUCAGCCCCAGCCUCCCGCUCAGCCCCCACAGUCAGCCACGCCAGCAACCCAGCCCACUCAGGCCGUGCCCUCCCAGCCCAGUGGCAGCAAUGCUGGAACGGAGGAUUACCCGACGCCUCCCUCUCAACAUAGCUACUCAUCUGCACUGGAUGCCACGCCCAAGCAUUACCUCCAUUUGCCCAGUGAGCACCCUUACCUGACCCCCUCCCCAGAGUCCCCGGAGCCCUGGUCCAGCCCGUCUCCCCACUGUGUUUCUGAUUGGUCAGAUUCUACACCCAGCCCAGCAGUUGCUGGCCCUGCCCAGACCCAAAUUACUCAAAUCCCGGAGCCCAAUGGCAAGAUGCAGGUGUUUGCUUGAAGAUGUCAUUCUGCCUGCUGGAAAAAGGGACCUGGGGUAAAAUGCGUGGACUGGCUCGUAGGCCCGUCUGUUUAUGUGUGUCAGUCUGUUUCCAAGAUUUUCAUUGGAUUUGGAUUGACUUUGAUUAUCGGGACGACCGUCUGCUAGUGAUUCUGCAGAGAAAAAAAGUAAAGGGAAAUGUGUAUUGUCUGGAAAAACAGCAGACAAAUGAAUGAAGUAAUUCUGUCACAGAUGGACUUGUUUUUUAUUAUAAAAAAAAAAGUAUAUGAAGAAAACCAAGUCUUUCAUUUCAAAGACUUAGGGAUGCUCUCCUGGAUACUAACAAACAUUUAAAAAGUAGAUACGAGAAAAAAGUGUUGAAGGGAAUCCAUUUAUUUUUAUUUAUUAUUUUUAUCUCUCUGAAUUGCCUUUUUUUAGGUGUCAUCACCCUCUUUCUGUCCUAGCUUCUCACAUAUUGUGCCACUUCCUCCUAUUUUAUAUAUCGACUGCCAACAUUUCUAUUUAGCCAGUGUGGCAAGUGAUGGUAAAGGAAUUUAAUUCAGCAUUCGGACCAGUUAACAGACAGAAAGAGGAUUUUUCACCUCUUAACUGAUAUUUAUUUAGGGCAAUAACAACAACUGGUAAAGAUAAGACAACUGGUUCUAACAGAUAUAUAUUUUAAGAGUUGCUCAGCAGUAGUGGUAUGUUCGGAUUUGAUUGAAUUGUGGUUAUUGAUUAAUUUCCAUGAGUAUUAUGAAUAAGAAUGUAGAUGAGUGUCUCUGAAGCACUUCAAGUGACCAGCCUCAAAGGGCAAGUGUGGGUCAAAUACAACAUUUAUUGCAAUGGAUAUUUAUAAUAUAUGUGUGGCAUUAAAUUCAUGGUAAUUUUCCCUCUGAACUUUCAAAGUAAAUUGGCAGAAUAAAGGCAUAGGUGUAAUGCUCCAAUUUAUCCCUGACUACAGGAAUCUUACCUCCAGUUCUACUGUUAGCCCUGUGACAUGUAUAGUUUUGCCUUUGAAAUCAGCCUCUCACUGCCUUUUUUUUUUUUAGAUGAUGUUCUCUUUUUUCAAAUUGUUUGAUACUCUGUACAUUUGUGAAAACCAUGGAUACUGUUUUUGAAACGUCAAAUGUACUAAGCUAUGCUCACCGGCUGCUAUUUUAUGUCACUCUUCCUUGCAAACAUUCCUCCAUUUUUGCCUGUUUUGUUGAAUAUGGAAACAAUGCCUUUCAGCAGCAUCUAACACAGAGUACAACGGAAUGACAGACAGCCAGAAGUGGAAUUGGAAACGUUCCUUCACGAUGUUGUGGCGAUUGAGCUCUCGUUGGCUCUCUGACCGUGUCCUUGUUAGUGUCCGUGGUGGAGUGGUCAGUGUGAGGGUGUGGCUGCUGGGCUGUGACCGCUUAUGCCCUGUCACUCCUCAGGGAGGUGUUUUAUGGCAUGCAGUGGGACAGUUUCCCUGCAUCUACAGUGGCUCCCAGUCCAGGGGCAGCGGAGAUGCAUCUUAAGAGGAUUGUUAGAAGGGACUGAAAGGAAAGAACACUACUAUGUAGUGCUGCACCCUUGAACUUUUUACAAAAUUCUGAGAUAACUCUCCCAGUCGACCAGCCGAUACCUUGCGUGAUGUUUGACCGACUCUUUACCCCCACAUGACCCGUGUCGUGGAUAGAGGUCGUCCUCUCAUGGACAUUUGAGCAUGAAGUCCGUGGAUAAUAAUAGAAUUUUGAGAAAGUAACCGUUGCAUUUUCAUCUUGUGACAUCGUGAACAGAAAUUAGUAGGCCACCAUUCCUAGCUACUACUUUUUGUGGUGACCUAACACUGCCCCUAGUUGUGUCAUAGAGUUUCUUUCAUUCAGUGUUUUAUCCUGUUCACUAAAGACCCAGCUACUGUUUUCAUCAGACCUGGGAAACAUUUUGUUUUUUACAGUCCUCAUUUUACUUACAAAAACUGUGUUUGUUUGUUUUUUAUUUUUAUAUAUAACUGGUCUUUAAAUUUUCCAGCCAGGUCGCACUAAGUGUUUUGUACAUUUCAACCUCCCAAACUUCUGUUUGUAAAUAUGUUUGUACUGGGUAGAUCUUUGCUUGAGAAGUCUUAUGUUUCUGAAAUGAGUAUGUACUAAAAAGGACAAAAAUAAAUGUACUUCAUUUAGCAUUAUUUGAAGCUGAGGCUGUGACUGAUAUUUUAUUGGUCUUCUGUUAUUAGAACAGUCAUAGAUAUUUUCUAUAAUUAAUAAUUCCUAUACUUGUUUAAAAGUAGUUCAAUAUCACUGUACAUAAUCCUUUCCACGUUUUUUUCUUUCUACGGUCAGAAAUUGUAAAGUUACUUACAAUAAAAGUUGUAGGAAACUACA
Pungitius pungitius (ninespine stickleback) is the source of this 10013-nucleotide messenger RNA. It is a transcript of the gene notch3, whose product is annotated as notch receptor 3. Gene Ontology annotation, cellular component: membrane. Bases 241 to 7686 code for a protein of 2481 amino acids. Gene Ontology annotation, molecular function: signaling receptor activity; Notch binding; calcium ion binding. The transcript has 32 exons. Lineage: Eukaryota; Metazoa; Chordata; Actinopteri; Perciformes; Gasterosteidae. Gene Ontology annotation, biological process: regulation of developmental process; multicellular organism development; Notch signaling pathway. The record is from RefSeq and is a predicted model, not a curated record.